AUGAGAAAAAAUGGAGAAAGAAUUUAUCCUUGUAUAUAUAUAGGCUGCGAUUCGAAAUUCAAUAGGCCAUAUAGGCUUGAACAACAUCUACUAAGUCAUUUAAAUAUAAAGCCGUUUCCAUGUCCGUGGGAAAAAUGCCAAAAGGGCUAUUCAAAUAAAAGUCACUUGAAUCGCCACAUAUCUAGUGCACAUGAAAAUGUUUCAACAAAUAUAGUUUACAGAUGUUCACAAUGCUUAAAAAGAUAUUCAAAUCGUCAAAACUUGAAGAAGCAUAUAAAGUUGAAGCAUGUAAUUAAUAACACUUUUGUAUGUGAUAUCUGCAAUGUGCAGUGUAAAAAGAAACACCAACUGAAUAGUCAUAUGUAUUUGCACAAUGGAGUUAAAGCUUUUAGCUGUGAAAUUUGUACAAAAGAAUUUGUAUCUCUACAUGAGAAAAAGCGACACAUGAGAGGCCACAAAACUUACACCUGUGAACAUUGCUCUAUAACAUUUAAUCAUUGGUCAAAAUAUCAGAGGCAUAAGAAAUCAGAACAUGAUGUGAAAGAGUAUAUAUGUAAUGAAUGUGGAAAAAAGUAUAAGCAAAGAAGUUAUAUCAUACGACAUUUAAAAACUCACUUUGGUGGCCAACUUGUGCGAAAAUUUUCUUGUCCAUACUCAAAUUGUUACAGGCGUUAUUCAAGAAAUAGUAAUCUCACACAACACAUCUUUACAAAACACAAGAACAUCAAACAUUUGUGUAAUAUUUGUCAUAUUGGACUUAGUUCAAAGGCUAAAUUGAAUGAGCACUUGAAACAUCACACAGAAGGUAACCACAUGAAAAAGGAACAUAAGUCCCUACCAACUGGAAGGAAAGAACGAAAAGACAAAGACUCCAUGAAAAUAUCCACAGCACUUAAGUUGGCUGGAAUUAAAAAAUUAGAAGAGAAAAGUAAUGCAAGUUGCGAUGAA
Messenger RNA from Iphiclides podalirius (scarce swallowtail), 948 nucleotides. The record is from the annotation of a GenBank genome assembly. NCBI's taxonomy places the organism in Eukaryota, Metazoa, Arthropoda, Insecta, Lepidoptera, Papilionidae.